Trichoderma citrinoviride is the source of this 1392-nucleotide messenger RNA. RefSeq names its product acyltransferase-domain-containing protein. The transcript has a single exon. The coding region runs from base 1 to 1392 and encodes 463 amino acids. NCBI's taxonomy places the organism in Eukaryota, Fungi, Ascomycota, Sordariomycetes, Hypocreales, Hypocreaceae. Gene Ontology annotation, cellular component: mitochondrial membrane. The record is from RefSeq and is a predicted model, not a curated record.
AUGCCGCUCAAGAUUGCCAGCACACUUUGCUGGGCUGGAGGGGAUGGUCGUGCCGUGAGGCAAUUGACUCGAGCGACGCAGAACAUCGACACACUGGACCAGAGUUUUGGAUAUUUCCUGUCAAACUCGUUCCAGUUUACCGCGAGCCGUCCAACUCUGGCGCAGAGAGCUCCCUCCUUUGAGCCGGCAGCAUAUAUGCAUAUUAUCUUCAGGGGGGCACAACAAUUCCUGAUGCGCCGCGCUCGCGACCGGGAUAUGGUGUCCACGGAGAGACUAAUUGCUGGGCAGGGUGUCCAUAACGGGGGCGAAAACGCCCUGAAGCUGUUUUUGACUUCACGAACCAGCGCGAUCUUCCGCUUCACCGCUGUCAUUGUCGGAGCGGCUCUGGGACGGAUGUUUCAGCGAGUCACAUUUGACCAGCAAUCCUUCUUUGACGCUUUAGAAGACUACAAUUCAGGGCCUUCGGACGAGAGGAUCAUCAUCAUGCCCACCCAUCGAAGUUAUAUGGACUUUGUCAUAUGUCCCUACCUUUUCUACCAGUUCUCCGUCUUGGGAGUAAAGGUCCCACGCAUAGCGGCACAGGACCAGUUCGCUAGAAUUCCUGUCUUAGGAUGGCUCUUAACCAAGCUUGGGGCUUUUUAUGUUCGACGAGGUGUUGGUAAAGCCGAUCCAGAGCUCAAUGAGCAGGUCCGCCAGCUGGUUGAACAGGAUGAACACAUUCUCUUCUUUCCCGAAGGUCAACGAAGCCGCUCUAGAGAAUUUCUACCUCCCCGACGAGGUCUUUUGCGGUCGCUACAGAGCACAGGCAAAUCUUUCAAGAUCUUGCCGGUUUCUAUCAGCUAUGAGAGAGUGCCGGAAGAGGAGUGCUUUAUAAGGGAGGCACAAGAACAAGAAAGACCGCAGAUGACCCUUGUAGGACUUUUACGUUGGACAUACAAUAUGGUCCUUGGACGAGUGAAGCUUGGCAGAGUCCACGUCAAGUGUGGCAGGAUGCUGGAACUCAAGCCUGAAACUGAUAUCCAUGCCCUCUUACACCAAGUUAUGGGCGAGCUGCAAGCGAAUACUGUCUUGACGACAUAUCACCUGGAAGCGUUUGUGAGCCAACAUCGCCGAGAGUGUCGGUGCUCAGCUCCUUGCGCCAUUAGCAGACCGAAGCGGCAGUCCGAAGCGGUGGAUUGGCUGCGAAGCCAGCUCGAAGAACGAGGAGCAACGAUCCUCGAGGGCGGCCUUUCUGUGGAUGAGAAUCAGCAGGUAUCCUCUGUGGUUGCCGAGAGUCUCACUAAUCAGUGGAUUCAUUUCUUUGAUCGCGAGACAACUGAGGUACCACUGAGUACGGCUGCCGCUGAGUAUAGCGUUUUGGGGAUGCCUCGACUUCAAGAUGUGGCUGCUUGA